AUGCGAGUUCCUCUCGAGAUUCUCGAGCUCAUCCUCCAGGAAGCGGUCGAGGCUCUGUCCUACCAGGACAUUCUACGAUCCAGACUGGUCAACAGUUUUUUCAAUAAUGCGCUAUGGCCAGCGAGUGCAUAUCUAGAGAAUAAUGAGUCACUCUUCACAUCCUGGCACACAUUUCCUUACAAGCGAAAAUACCUUUGGCACUUGGUUGAACAGCACGACACCCGAGCAUGUGCUUUCUCGAAAUUGAUGCAGGAGAUUCUAGGACUGCCUCGCGUCGCGUGCAUGGGCAUCCAAGAUCAACAUAUCAUCAUCGACAAGAUGAUUGAUGCUAUGAUUCAUAGUACCAUGGAUCCUGAACUUCUAUAUGGAUUUCACCGUGUCGUGUACAUUGUGGACAAGGGAAAACAAGAGUACAUCUCCAAUUGGAGUCCGGAUACCGCGCAAAGGACUCUCGACGCAGCACUCAUCGUCAGCGCGAUCUACCGAGGGGAUCAUGUGGAGCUGCAGGCUUUGCUUGAUCGAUGUGAUUACAGUGGGCUUUGGGAUCCGAGUCUUAGCCAAGUACCGGUGGAUUUGGCAUACAAAGAGGGUACGCGAGAGGUCAUUCGUACCCUGGUGGAGCAUGAAUGUGUGACAACGUACACGGGUAAGUCGUCGUGGUCAUACGAGAACACCUACGGUUUGGCUGUAGCUGCACGGUGUGGGAAUAAGGAGGUACUGGAGACGUGGGUUACGCUGUUAAGCGAGCGUGCGGCCCGACAUGGACAGAAUCUGUCCUCGCAAUUGCGCAUGGCUAUGAUGGAGGCACUGCGAAUCGGCAAGAUUGAGAUGGCUGCCGUUUUGGAGAAACAUAUCGAUUGGACGCGGUCGGAUAUGAGAAUGCUCUGGUUCCAAUGUUUCAAUGGGGCUGUCGAGGACGGGAUGUUGGAUGCUGUGCAAUGGCUUCUAUGUCGGGAAGGAUAUUCUUUCGCGCGGCAGGUCACGCAGUGGCACAAGGCACCGCUGCUCACUGCACUACAUGACUGUCCUUUUGAGAACAGAUUAGGGAUGGUUCAGCUCUUACUGGAUCACGGUGCGAAUCCUAACGGGGGUCUAGGAGCCUCGCAUACGCCACUUCAUGUAGUCAUUGAAAAUGGAGAAGUGGACCUCGCGAUUUUGCUAUUGAAUGCAGGAGCCGACCCAAACGCCGUCGGAAGAAGAGGCCCGCCGCUCCAUAUGGCCACUCAAUGGGGAUAUUCACGGUUGGUACAAUGCCUUUUGAAGCACAAAGCCCGGCGCAACUACGAGUUCAAGGGGACGAAAUACGUUGUGUCACAGGAUGCGAGGGUCAUUCGAAACAUUAUGCGGUUGCUGGGGGAGCUGGGGUUGGAGGACGAGCCGAUACAGCAGGAAUAUUAUGUGCUAGAUCAGAAGUAUACUUCAUAG
Messenger RNA from Penicillium concentricum, 1425 nucleotides. RefSeq names its product ankyrin repeat domain-containing protein. Gene Ontology annotation, molecular function: protein binding. The record is from RefSeq and is a predicted model, not a curated record. Bases 1 to 1425 code for a protein of 474 amino acids. The transcript is spliced from 2 exons. NCBI's taxonomy places the organism in Eukaryota, Fungi, Ascomycota, Eurotiomycetes, Eurotiales, Aspergillaceae.